CCGUGGAGUCAAUGCGACCGAACGGUUCAAUGACUUAGGCGACCGUUUCUAUUUUCUCUCUGGUUUUGUCGUCGGGUCGGCCCGCAAGGAAGGGGUCUUUGUUUGCGUUUCACGUUCGCGUCGCACGGUAUCAUCUGCGACCGCGGCUCCAUCGUAUCGUUGCCGAGACGGAAUGUGCCCGCAUAAGUGGAAGCGUGGGUCUCGCUCCUCCCGGUCGAUGUGAAAUGUCGUGCAGUGUGCCAGAGUGGCGCCGUCAUCUAGUGCAAGUGCAGUGAGGUGCAGUGGUGUGUGCGAGCGCGCGUGGGUCGACUUGGCCACGGCGAGCGAAGUGCGCGGAGGUGGCGGCGGCCGCGCGGCCAUGACCGGCGACAUGCCUCUAGGGAGCGCGCACGCGUUCGGGCGCGCGUUGCUCCGGGACGGGGCGCUGCCGCCGCUCGAGCCGGGCCCGCCCGCUCCACCGGCCAACAACGCGCAGCCGCCCGACAAGCGGCCACCAGCGGCGGCCGCGAGCCCUGAGCAGGUCAUGAAGCUCUACAUGAGCAAGCUCACCCCCUAUGAACACCGUGAGAUAUUUGAUUACCCCCAAGUGUACUUUAUAGGCGCGAACGCCAAGAAACGUCCCGGGUUGGUCGGGUUUCCGAACAAUUGCGAUUACGACAAUGAGCAAGGCUCAUACAUCCACAUACCGCACGAUCACAUAGCAUACAGAUACGAGGUGCUCAAGGUGAUCGGCAAGGGUAGUUUCGGUCAGGUGGUCAAGGCGUACGACCACAAGAAGCGCGAGAACGUCGCACUGAAGAUGGUGCGCAACGAGAAGCGGUUCCACCGCCAGGCGCAGGAGGAGAUCCGUAUCCUGGAGCACCUCCGCGAGCAGGACAAAGACAACACGAUGAACGUGAUCCAUAUGUUUGACUCGUUCACGUUCAGGAACCACACAUGCAUCACAUUUGAGUUACUGUCGAUCAACUUGUACGAGCUGAUAAAGAAGAACAAGUUCCAAGGGUUCUCGUUGCAGCUCGUCCGCAAGUUCUCGCACAGCCUGCUGCAGUGCCUGCACGCGCUCAACAAGAACCGGAUCAUACACUGCGACAUGAAGCCGGAGAACGUGCUGCUCAAACAGCAGGGACGCUCUGGAAUCAAGGUGAUAGACUUCGGCAGCUCUUGUUAUGAGCACCAGCGGGUGUACACGUAUAUCCAGUCGAGGUUCUACAGGGCGCCCGAGGUGAUGAUGGGCGCCAGGUAUGGCAUGCCCAUCGACAUGUGGUCCCUAGGGUGCAUACUGGCGGAGCUACUUACAGGGUUCCCGUUACUCCCAGGCGAGGACGAGGCGGAUCAGAUGGCGUGCAUCAUCGAGCUGCUGGGCAUGCCGCCACAGAAACUCAUCGAACAGGGCAAACGUUCCAAGAACUUCAUCAGCAGCAAAGGUCUUCCCCGGUACUGUACGGCUACUACACUAGCUGAUGGUACUACUGUUCUUAGUGGAGGAAUGUCAAGAAGAGGCAAGCCCAGAGGUCCUCCAGGGUCAAAAAGUUUUGUCACCGCUCUCAAGGGGUGCCAAGACAAAUUCUUUAUUGAUUUUAUAAGAAGGUGCCUGGAGUGGGACCCUGAGAAACGGCUGACGCCGGCGCAGGCGCUGCGACACGCGUGGCUGCGCCGGCGCCUGCCGCGGCCGCCGCACGACGAGGAGGCUGCGCCCGCGCUGCUCCCGCUCCCCCACUCCCUGCCCGCCAACCACACGAGCGGCGGGUGCGUGGGUGGCGCGGGCGCGGGCGCGGGCGGGUCGGGGGGCGCGCGCGGCGGCUCGCUGCGCACGCCUCUCGCGCGCACGCCCGUCACCUUCAAUGCCUCGCAAGUCGCCAAAGCGAAACUGCAGGCGGCCCUGUCGGAGGAAAGCGGCGGUGGCAGCACGACCAGCGGCGUGAGCGGCGUGAGCGCGGUGAGCGCAGUGAGCGGCGUGAGCGGCGUGAGUGGCGUGAGCGGCGGCGGCGCGCACGGCAUGGCGCGCUACUGGGGCGCCAAGCUGCCGCACCUGGGCGCGGCGUCCUAGCGGCCGGCGUCGGCGCGGCGCCUGCGCCCCGGCCGCCUGGAGCCCGAGCGCCGCUCGCUGGACCUGGAGCGCGAGCUGCGCCCCGACCGCGACUCCGACGUGUCGCUGGACGACCGCGACCACCUCGUCUGACCCCGCCGGGCCCUAUUGAUCUCACUAACUAAGUUAUACGAGCGUGUAGUGGAUUGUGCGAGUGCCGACUCGUGUUCUAUGUGUUGUCGACGUGGACGUUCGGGUGUGUCGGUGUUAGUGCCUGUGAGUCUCGUUUAGCGUUAGGGAACCCUCGACCACCGUUCGGGGAACGAUCCCCGAUCGUUUCGCCGAGAACGACUCGUGAGCCGUCGAGGGGACGUUCCCGGGCCGGGCGACGUCGGGUCUUGCGCCGCAAGAUGGCCGACCGCGCCCGCCCGCGUGCGAGACGCUCGCACACCAAUUCCCCCUCGAAGCUGUAGAUUAAGCGAACUUGUGUGACUAAAAUAAUUUAACAUUUUUCUACAGAAUCAAAUGUCAUUCGUUCAUUUUAAUUUUAAACAAAUCGAUUUAAGUUACAUUUUGUGUAAUUAGUUAAUUUUUCUCAAGUGAUAUAAUGAAGCUGUAUUCGUAACGAAAUGGUGACCUUAUAAUCGGAAUUCUUAAAGGAUAUAAGGGUAGUUAGUUACAAGGCCUUUGAAACUAGGUUAAGGAGCUAUGCUACGCUAUUUAUUUGUCGACUAGCGUAGUAAAUGUCAUUGUUGUGAAUCAUCGAUAUCAUUUACGUUAUGAUUUGAAGCGCUUAUGUAAUCGUACGGUAGCCGCAUGUAACGCCCGGGCCCGCGGGGUGCGCGGCCCGUAGCGCAUUAAGUACAUUUUACAACAUACGUUAUUUUACUACUCGUUUACAGACGUUUGUCGUAUUAUUUUGUCGUCGGUAGUCUGUCAAACAUAUCAGGACGAGCAUUUCCUUCAGCCAGUAUGGUACAAUGAUCGAGGUAACUAGUCGGGCACCGAACCUAGUCCAAACUAUGUAAAGUUAGCUUGUACGUUAGCUUGUAAGAAUUGAUUCAAUGUAAGUGUGGAGCGAUUCUUGCGUAGUGACGAUUGCUUACCUCGACCAAGCCGAACAAACUAUUUUACUUGUGCACCGUUUGCACUGCUCCAGUGGUUUAGUCGAGUGGGCUAGUAGCUGCACGUAUUGUGAACAAAUGAAUUUUAGUUUAGUCAAUUGUUUUUGCUAGCUUGCCACUCGAGUUAAUCACUAGAUCACUGUGAACGGAGAUCCCACGAAGAUAGGCCGUCUUUUGUAAAGCGUUUGCCUGCCCAUUGACGUUUAGUUCAAACGGGUCAGUAAACCAGGCACUGUCUCUGUGUGAUCUAACUAACCAGUAAUUAUUCGAUACAAAAAUAACCCUUAUCACCUUGUAAUUAAGUGCAAUAUGUUUGACAUAAAAGUUUAAUUUCGUCUUCCUCAUAUUAUAUUAUAUUUGUAACGUUUUACAAAUGGCCUAUAAUGUUUAUUCAAUUAACAUGCAUUUUUUAUUAUUUUUUCGAUUUAGUUUGUAGAUUUUCUUGGAUAUUUGUAUGUAGACACGUGUAAUGGCUUACAAAUGAAAUGUAUUAUUUCAAUUUUGUGGGAUUGUAGUCCGAGCAAGCACUUAUGCAACUUUAUUUAUGUAUGUUAUAUAAUUAUCGUGUAUUGUGUACUUCUUGUAUAGGUUUGUAUUAUGUUUCACUAUUACUAUGUAACUAAGAUGGUCACUUCUACGAUCACUUGAUUUCUCCUAAUAUUGUAUAAUGUCUUGUACAAAAGUUUUGGAAAUAUUUUAGAUAUUUGAUACCCUAUUUAAUGCAGGACCAAUACCUGUGCAUUUUAUAUUAUAUAUGUAUAGAUAUCGACCAAUUGAACAAAAGGGUUCUUAUAUUUACGCGACGGGACCCUAAGUGUUAAAGUUCCGUACGUGCUUGCUUCCCCGAUUGUAUUUUAUCAUUUGACUAUCUCACUAUACUCAAUGUAGCAUUUUUAUUUCGAUAAAUUGUGUUUAAUUUGACUGCCGUUUUCUUAUAAUUAUGCUCAAUGAUAGUUUAAUGUCCUAGUACUCUGGAUUGUCUAAUAUAGGCAUUAACGAUUGUGCGAUGACCUUAGUUUAUUAUUUGUGACGCGGAGACACAUUGACUUGUGGGCAACGAGCGGACAUAUAGACAUAUGUCCGACAGUCACUCACGGGUCAUGUGUCGCCGCGCUUCCUAUAGCGUCUUAAGGUAUUUAGUCAAUUAUUGUAUAGCUUUUUUUUAACUUUGGGAACUCGAGGGCUGAUACACGUCAAGCAGCCCAGUAUUCACCUAGCGACCUUCGAAGUCGCCUCCCUUCGGCUCGGCUUGGCAUCGAUCAGUAUUAAUCAUUUUGUUCACCUCGACCACGACUCACAAAAUAAACUGCCAAGUACAUAUAGUUAAAUUAAGUAUCAUUUGCUAUAUAAUACUAUAGCAACAACUAGUUACUACAAACAUUAUUAGCUUUCGUUGGAACGCAUUUCUCUUAUACCUAGUUAUUUUUUGUGAAAUAUUUUUGUUCUCAUUUUAUAUGUAAAAGCUGGUGUUUCACCUUUGAAACUCGUUACUACAAUGUGAAUAUAAAAUAAAUGAGUUAUACAAAUAUA
Spodoptera frugiperda (fall armyworm) is the source of this 4680-nucleotide messenger RNA. RefSeq names its product dual specificity tyrosine-phosphorylation-regulated kinase 2 (gene Dyrk3). Gene Ontology annotation, cellular component: nucleus. Gene Ontology annotation, biological process: peptidyl-serine phosphorylation; peptidyl-threonine phosphorylation. The transcript is spliced from 7 exons. The record is from RefSeq and is a predicted model, not a curated record. The coding region runs from base 359 to 2047 and encodes 562 amino acids. NCBI's taxonomy places the organism in Eukaryota, Metazoa, Arthropoda, Insecta, Lepidoptera, Noctuidae. Gene Ontology annotation, molecular function: protein serine/threonine kinase activity; protein serine/threonine/tyrosine kinase activity; ATP binding.